AUGGUGAAGGGCAAUCCCCUCUCUUUCCUGAACAAGAAGGGCUGGCACCCCGGGAGCUUCAGGAACACCGAGAAGGUAUGGAAGAAGGAGCAACAGGCAGCUGAGGAGCAGCGGAAGCUGGAGGAGCUGCAGAAGCAGCUGGAGGAGGAGCGGCGCGCCAACGAAUACGUUGAGAUCGCUGCCGCUGCGGGCCACAAGAGGCAGGAUGGUGCCUUGGAUUGGAUGUACCGCGGGCAGACCCGCGCCGGCGGGCCCGGGGACGGCGCGGCCGGCGGCGCCCCCGGCGCGCCGCCCGCGGAGCAGCCGCUGUGCAAGCCAGCGGCGCCAGAGGACAACCUGAGCCGCGGCGAGCGGGCGGCGCUGGCGCCCAGCCUGUACAAGGCGGACGCGACGGUGGGCGCCAUGGAGGCGUGGCAGCGGCUGAACAACGACCCAAUGCUCAUGAUCAAGAAGCAAGAGCAGGAGUCGCUGAAGAAGAUAAAAGCCAACCCCAUCAAGAUGCAGGAGAUCUGGAGCGAGGUCAAGAAGCUGCGUGAGGGGAGCAAAAAGAAAGAGAAGAAGGAGAAGAAAGACAAGAAGGAUAAAAAGCACAAGCACAAGCACCGCAGCAGGAGCCGCAGCAGGAGCAGGAGCAGGAGCCGGUCGCCGGCGCGAAGACACGUGCAGGGAGGCGGCGCCGACCUGCGAGACCCUGGGCGUGCCCCGCCGCUGCCGCCGCCCCCGCCGUCUGGGGGCGGCCGCUACGGCUCGGAGCGGCACCAGCAGCAGCGAGAGCCCCGCGGGGAUGAGCGGGACCGCGAGCGGGACGGCGGGCGCGGCGGUCACGGCGGCAGCAAGCGCAGCAGGUCGCGAUCACGCGACCGCCGCGCCGGCGGCGGCAGGGACGGUCGGGACGGCGCCGGGGACCGGCGGCGCUCUGAGGAGGACCGCGAGCAGAAGCGGAGCCGCCGCUCGGCGUCACCGCCGCAGCAGCAGCGUGCGGCGGCCAAGCAUGUGAGCGGCGGCGGCGAGGAGAGAGGGCCGGAUCGUGACGCGGCGGCGGCGGCUCCGGGCCCGCCGCGGCAGGCUGGAUAUGGCUUGAAAAUGCCGGCUUCGAGUGUGGGGGAGGAGGAGAGGGCGCGGCUGGCGGCGGCGCAGGAAGAGACGCGGAGGCGGCUCGAGGAGGGGGCGCGGCGCAAGGAGGCGGAGGACCGAGAAAAAGCGGCGCAGCGGCACCAGCGCAGGGAGCACCAGACGGGGAAGCUUACUGCGGAGGAGAAGGCGCGCCGGCUGGCGGAAAUGAUGGGCAACGCCAGCGAGCAUGACAGGCAGCGGCAGGAGCGGCAGGCGGCCGCGCGCGCGGCGGAGGCUGAGGAGGCUUCCAAGGGCAGCGCCGCGCUCCUCGAGCGCCUCAAGCGCGGCAGCGGGGGCGGCGGCGCGAGCGGUGGGGACGAUGCUGCAACGGCGGCGGCGCGGCAGGAAGUGUAUGCGAGAAUGCAGCAGGGCGGCAGCAGCCUGCAGGCGCGCAUCAAUAGCAGGCGCCACUAUGUUGAGCGCAACGGCGGCGACUGA
Messenger RNA from Monoraphidium neglectum, 1551 nucleotides. RefSeq lists its product as hypothetical. The coding region runs from base 1 to 1551 and encodes 516 amino acids. Gene Ontology annotation, cellular component: U2-type spliceosomal complex. The transcript has 5 exons. Gene Ontology annotation, biological process: mRNA splicing, via spliceosome. NCBI's taxonomy places the organism in Eukaryota, Viridiplantae, Chlorophyta, Chlorophyceae, Sphaeropleales, Selenastraceae. The record is from RefSeq and is a predicted model, not a curated record.